UCGAAACGGGUGGGAGUGCUGGAUGAUACCAGUUGAAAUGCCACGUCUCGACCUUUGGCCUAAAAUUAGAAAUUAUGCGUUGGUGUUAGCCUUCGUCGGUGCAUCCCUGGCUAUUCCGGUCGAAUUGGAUGAAAACGACGUUGUCAUAGUGAGGCAGAGACCAGCCGGAGGACUUCUGGGCACCCUUGGUACUGCUCUGGUACCACUGGUCGGCACUAUCCUCGGCCCUCUCAUUACGAAUAUCGCAACAGGUCUUACCAACGCUCUUACCGUCGGCCUUCAAAACACAAACCUUUCUGCAACGUUAUCGACCAGGCCGUCAUUUUACAACCCGUCUAUUAGAACUACAGAAUCUGACCUGGAAGCUUACAUAGUCCAGAUCCCGGGUGCGAAUACUCCUUACAUGCUAAUAAACAAUAGACGUAUCACGACACCAACUCAAGACUUGGACGCAUCAGAGGAAGACGGAAAGUUCGAACAUGAUCUACAAGAAGACGAAAUCGAAUCGAAAAGAAGGAAGAAAUCCGUCAAUUUGCGAUGAUACAAAAAUUACUAA
Molecule: messenger RNA, 556 nt
Organism: Cimex lectularius (bed bug)
Lineage: Eukaryota; Metazoa; Arthropoda; Insecta; Hemiptera; Cimicidae
Exons: 3
Coding region: 23-541 (172 amino acids)
Source: RefSeq, a predicted model, not a curated record